AUGGGAUCCUGCCAAGAACACGUGGACCAGUCGACAGCCGAUAUCAUCGAUAUCCAGUCAGACGCCGACAAAAUCGAGUUGUCAAAGGACACUGCUGUGUCGUUGAAAGCCAAGUCGCCGAGCUUCCCGUCACUGUUGUUGUGGGACGAGAAGGGCUUGAAGUUCUUCGAAGCCGUCACCUACACAAAUGAGUACUACCUGACCAACUGUGAGAUUGAGCUCUUGAACAAGCACAGCCAUCAACUAGCUCAAAGGAUAGAACCCGGCUCCAUUGUUGUCGAACUGGGAAGUGGGUGUCUUCGAAAGACCAAGAUCCUUCUGCAAGCGGUCGACGACCUGAAUAAGUCCAUCGACUACUACGCUCUAGAUCUAUCACGCUCCGAAAUUGAACGCACUUUACAAGAGGUGUCUCCCGGUACUUUCCGCUACGUCCGGUGCCAUGGGCUGUUGGGAACUUAUGAUGACGGGUUGACGUGGCUGCAACAAUUUGAGAUUGCCUCGAGGCCCAGAGUCGUGCUUUCCCUGGGUUCGACCCUUGGUAGCUUCACCCGGGCUGAAGCCGCCUCGUUCUUCGCGAGGUUCGCCAAAGCUAUUGAUCAUUCCAUUAAUGGGGCAAUCAUGAGCGAGCCUCUGAUGAUCAUUGGCGUGGACGGCUGUAAAAAUGGUGACUUGGUAUGGUCUGCUUACAACGACGCAGAAUUUCGGAAUGACCAGUUCAUCAAAAACACACUGGAUUACGCGAAUCAGAUCCUGGGAAAGCCCAUCUUCCAUCAGGACGAGUGGGACCGUCACGGCGAGUGGAACGAGAAGCUCGGAAGACAUGAGCAGUACCUGGUGCCUUGCAAGGACAUCUGGUUCGAGGACCGCUGCCUAAAAGCAGGUGAAAGGGUCUUUGUGGUCUCAAGCCAUAAAUAUGACGACGAGGACCGGCAACAGCUGUGGCGGGGUGCAGGCUUGUCGCUGGUUGAGGGAUGGCAGAAUCCAGAGACAAAAUAUGGACUAUAUCUGCUGUCUGCACGAGGCGCCAGAUUGAGCUGA
This is a messenger RNA of Fonsecaea erecta, 1038 nucleotides long. RefSeq lists its product as hypothetical. The record is from RefSeq and is a predicted model, not a curated record. Gene Ontology annotation, molecular function: methyltransferase activity. NCBI's taxonomy places the organism in Eukaryota, Fungi, Ascomycota, Eurotiomycetes, Chaetothyriales, Herpotrichiellaceae. The transcript is spliced from 2 exons. Bases 1 to 1038 code for a protein of 345 amino acids.